This is a messenger RNA of Drosophila erecta, 12119 nucleotides long. It is a transcript of the gene Ca-alpha1T, whose product is annotated as voltage-dependent T-type calcium channel subunit alpha-1G. Gene Ontology annotation, molecular function: voltage-gated sodium channel activity; low voltage-gated calcium channel activity. Gene Ontology annotation, cellular component: voltage-gated sodium channel complex; plasma membrane; neuron projection. Lineage: Eukaryota; Metazoa; Arthropoda; Insecta; Diptera; Drosophilidae. The transcript is spliced from 26 exons. Gene Ontology annotation, biological process: calcium ion transmembrane transport; sodium ion transmembrane transport; neuronal action potential. The coding region runs from base 463 to 10245 and encodes 3260 amino acids. The record is from RefSeq and is a predicted model, not a curated record.
AACGGCACAUUCUGCGGAAGCUUUCGGCGCGUGCAACAUCCAAACAUCCAGUAGGCGUUCAGCCUCCGAGCGGAUAACACUGCGUUGUUGUAGUUCUUGGAGUCCCAGCGAUACGAUACACACACCACCCACUAAAAACACACACACACCCAGUAAAUAAAACACCAGAGGAGCAGUCACACCAAAAUCAACACUUAAUACCAGACACCAGAUAAAAGACAACAUCAAGCUGAAUGCGAAUCGAAAAUUCGACAAGAAUAUUCAAACCCGAAAUUGAAAUUGAAACAAAGCGAAAAGUUUUCGGAAAGCAAAGCGGAAAAGGAGAAAAUCCAAGGUAAACAACAACCACCAAGUAAAAAGGCCUUCGCAGCGGUAAAAGGGUCUAAUUCUUUCCUUGAGCUUGACAAAUCAAUCGGCAGGAAGAUGGAAUGACCGAAAUUCGCUUAGUUGGCACCCCAGAAAAUGCUGCCACAGCCAGCGGCGGCAACAACAACAACCACAACUCAAUCAGCAACAUCUGCAACAUCUGCAACCUCGACAGCGGCAACAUCGGCGGCAGCAACAGCAGCAGCAGCAGCAGCUAGGAAUGGCCAGCGACGUGGCGUGGCAGCAGCAACAGAAGGCUGCAACAGCAACAGCAACAGCCACAUCGGCAACAGCAACAGCAACAGCAAGCUCAGCAGCAGCAGCAGCAUCACCAACAGAGUAAGUCAAAUGCAUUCCAACGAAGAGCCGCCCAUGACGGUGAUCGUCGACGGGGGCGGUGGCAGCAACGUGUCCGUUUCCGGUGGCAGCGGCCAUCGGCGUGGCAGCCAGCGGUUGCGGAAAACCAGUUCCUCCAGUGCCAAUGCCAAGUCGGCGUCGGCGUCGGCGAAUCCUGCGGAAAGAACGAGCAGUCAGACGAGCGGCCCGCGGUCAUCGCAUCGCCAGACAUCGAAUGCCUCGGAUGGUGGAGGCAGCAGCAGGCGUCGCUAUCAGGGGAAGGAACAUCACGAUCGACGUGACCGCCAGGAUCGGCAGGAUCGGCAGGAGCGCCGCGAUCGUCGCGAUGAGCAGAAGGCGGCACGUCGGCGAACAGGACGCCGGCACAGUGGUGCCUCAUCGCUGAGCGAUGCUGCCGCAGCAACAGCCGCAGGACGAUCCCGAUCCCGAUCCCGAUCUCGAUCCCGAUCCAGAGGAGGAGGUCGCACUGGUGGAGCGGUCAGCUCGUCGACCGCCUCCAGUUGCAAUGGCAGCUGCAGCUCCGACGACGGCGACUCAUCGCACACCUCGUCCUCCAGCUCGUCCAGCUCGUCCGGCGAACCGAAUCUGCCGUAUCCGGGAUUCCCCGAGAUCUCCAUCAGGGCGCUGACGCAGUACACCCGGCCGCGCAACUGGUGCCUGAUGCUCAUCACCAAUCCAUGGUUCGAGCGCGUCUCCAUCCUGGUCAUCCUGCUCAACUGCAUCACCCUCGGCAUGUAUCAGCCCUGCGUGGACGACGCCUGUGUCACGAACCGCUGCAAGAUUCUUCAGAUCUUCGACGACAUAAUCUUCGCCUUCUUCGCCCUGGAAAUGACCAUCAAGAUGGUGGCCAUGGGCAUCUGUGGCAAGAACACCUAUCUGGCGGACUCGUGGAACCGGCUGGACUUCUUCAUCGUACUAGCCGGUCUGCUGGAGUAUGUGAUGCACGUGGAGAACCUCAAUCUGACUGCCAUCCGGACGAUUCGAGUGCUACGCCCGCUGCGGGCCAUCAAUCGAAUACCCAGUAUGCGAAUCCUGGUGAUGCUCCUGCUGGACACGCUGCCCAUGCUGGGCAAUGUCCUGCUGCUCUGCUUCUUCGUGUUCUUCAUCUUCGGCAUUAUUGGCGUCCAGCUCUGGGAGGGCAUUCUACGGCAGCGGUGCAGUCUGAUGCGAACCGAAGGCAUGGUCUAUCCCCUCACCCUGUCGCAGUACUACGAGUUCUCCAAAGACCAGGACUAUAUCUGCUCCACGCCCAACGAUUCGGGGAUGCAUCUGUGCGGGAACUUCCCGCCUUAUCGCAUUGGCUCGCUGGUUUGUAAUGAGGAGGCCAAGCUAUUCGACUUCAAUGAGCCGACGAACACGUCCUGCGUCAAUUGGAACCAGUACUAUACCACCUGCAAGCAGAGCGGCGAGAAUCCCUUCCAGGGCACCAUAUCCUUCGACAACAUCGGCAUGGCCUGGGUGGCCAUAUUCCUGGUCAUCUCGCUGGAGGGCUGGACGGACAUAAUGUAUUACGUGCAGGAUGCGCACAGCUUUUGGGAUUGGAUAUACUUUGUGCUGCUGAUUGUGAUUGGUUCGUUCUUCAUGAUCAACCUGUGCCUGGUCGUCAUCGCCACGCAAUUCUCGGAGACCAAGAAGCGCGAAAUGGAGCGGAUGCGACAGGAGCGGGCCCGGUACACCUCAACCUCGACCCUGGCCAGCAGCACAAACAACUCGGAACCGGCCACCUGCUAUGCGGAGAUCGUCAAAUAUAUCGCCCAUCUGUGGCGGCGCUUCAAGAGACGAAUGUUAAAGAAGUACCAGCGACAGCAGCGCAAGGAGGGACUACUGCCCAAUGCCGAUAACUUGACCUUCUCGCCGUCGCGGAUCAAGUGCCAUCAUCCCAAGUGCCCCAAGUACAGUAAUCGCAAGCCGUCCAGUAUCCAGGAUCAGAUGAUUACCGUCAUGGUGCCGCUCAAUUCGGCUAGCAACAACAAUAACAAUAACAACAACAACAGCACCAGCAGCAACCACAACGGCAGUGGAAACCACACCGCUGCCGGCGUCGGCGUCGGCGUCGGCAACAGCAGCAGCAGCGGCAACAACAACAACAAUGCCGCCAGUUGCACCACAGUGGCGCUGGUCAAUGGGAUAAAUGGUAGUGCCGCCAGUGUAACCAUGUCCUCGGCCCACCACCAGCAGCAUCAAAUGCUGCAGCAGCAACAGCAGCAGCACCAAAACCAGCAGCAUUUGCAGCAGCAGCAGCAGCAGCACUCCUCCUCCGACAACACGGAGCAAUCUCUGGCCGCCGAUGGACUGCCCCGCAGCUCCUCGCUGAAAAAGUCCACCGCCCACCAUCAACUGAAACCGGAGGGCAGUGCCGCCGAGCAGAAGACCAUAUUGCUGAAGCUGCCGCAGCAAAUGAUUGACUCCGAGCAGCUAAUUCUGCAGUUGGGAAAUUUGGGCAAGAGUCAUCCGUGCACCUCGGGCUUCCUCAGUCCACCCACCUCGGCCAGCCGGCGACCAUCGGUGAUGUUCAACGAGUACGUGCUGCUCCACACGCCGCCCGCCCUCAACGCAGAUCCGGCAACGGGCGGUGGCACCACCACUACGGUGGCCCCAACAGUCGCCACCGUCGCUGGCACGGCGGCGGCGGCUGCCGCAGCAGCUGCUGCAGCAGCGGCGGCAUCAGGAGCCGGCGGUAGCAAUAGCAACCACCAAAACGGCGGUGCGAGUGGCGGAGCUGGCACAGGGGGCACCACGGAGAAAAGCAACAUCUUCUCCACGGAAAAGAUGACCCAGGCUGGCGAUGGCAGCAUCUGGCAGGUCAAUCUGCCGCAGAGCAUCGGCACCAUUGCCAAUCCCUAUGCUGAUUGCUCCGAGCUGGGUAUACACGAUGCGAUGACCUGUCAGGAGCUCUUGGCAUUCUCUGUGGCCUUUUCAGCGGCCUUGCCGACAGGCCAGAGCACGCUGGAGUCAUUCUACACAUCGCUGGCCCGCUGCGAUCCCCACACCGCAGAGGCGUUGCGGGCGCACCACAAGCCGCGCUCGGUGGCCACUGGGCAAAACCAAACGCCACCGGGCGGCGAGGGAGGAGCCACCGUGAUAGUUGCCUCAACGGCUGGUGACACCGGGCAGACACUGCAACCGUCGACAGUGUCGGCAGUGGUGGGCGGACCCAUCGAUAGCCAUGGGGCGAACCACCGUCGAAAAGAGCACCACCAGCAGUCGCACCACCAUCAUAACAACAACAAUACCACCAGUCACAGUCGCAACUAUCGCUCCCGGCAGGGACAGGGGAAUUCGCGAGUGCGCGAGCCCCGCACCCCCACUGGCAACUAUAUGGAGGACUAUGCCUGCUGCUACGAUCUCUACCAGAACGCCCUGUCGCCACUGGACGAGCGGCCCAGGCAGAGGUCGCCGACGACUCGGUGCCUAAUCUCCGUGUACCGGUGCAUGUCGCGCGUAUGCAGCUGGAUUCGUCGCUACAUCAGGCGAUUGGUGGAGCACAAGUACUUCCAGCAGGGCAUCUUGUUGGCCAUCCUGAUAAACACACUGUCCAUGGGCAUCGAGUACCAUAACCAGCCGCCGGAACUGACCGCCAUUGUGGAGACGAGCAACGUCGUCUUCUCCGGCAUCUUUGCUGUUGAAAUGCUGCUAAAGGUGGUUGCAGAGGGUCCAUUCCGCUACAUUGCCAACGGAUUCAAUGUUUUCGAUGGCAUCAUCGUUAUUCUCAGUGCCAUUGAGAUCUGUCAGACGUUCAUGGGCAACGGAACGGGUGGCGGUGGCUCCGGUCUGUCCGUGCUGCGGACUUUCCGCUUGCUGCGAAUCCUCAAGCUGGUCCGGUUUAUGCCCAAUCUGCGGCGCCAGCUAUUCGUGAUGCUGCGCACUAUGGACAAUGUGGCCGUGUUCUUCUCCCUCCUCGUUUUAUUCAUCUUCAUAUUCAGCAUACUCGGCAUGUAUCUGUUUGGCGGUAAGUUUUGUAAAUUUUUGGACGAAUCCGGACUCGAACGCGAGUGCACGUGUCCCGAAAUAAUCAGCCGGCAUCCGCAAUGCGAGUGCGAUCGCAAACACUUCAACAACAUUUUGUGGGCCACAGUCACAGUAUUCCAAAUACUGACGCAAGAGGAUUGGAACGUCGUCCUGUUCAACGGAAUGGAAAAGACAAGUCAUUGGGCCGCAUUGUACUUUGUGGCACUAAUGACGUUCGGCAAUUAUGUGCUAUUUAAUUUAUUGGUGGCCAUUUUGGUUGAGGGAUUCAGUUCAGAGCGAAAUGAACGUCGCGAGCGCGAACAGCGCGAGUUGGUUAAGAAACUGCGUGAGGAGACGCUAGCCGAGAACUACAGCGAUGGUAUGUACGAUGAGUCGCGGAGCGAGGCGGACUCCUCGACCACCAAUGAUAGUUACUACGAGGUGCGCAACCGCUGGCGAUCGGCGGAGGAUGUGCGCAAGCUACAGGACUCCGCGGAGCUGAUCAUCGAGGCCAAGAGCAACAUGCACCGCCAGCGCCUGCUGCAGCCCACCCACGACUACCAGAUCAACGAGCUGCCCGCCUCGUCUGCCGCUCCCUCCGCCUCUGGCACCUCUGGCGCCUCCGCAUCUGGCGAGCGGGAGAGGGACAGGGACAGGGACAGGGACCGCGACAGAGACAGAGACAGAGAUAGGGAUAGGGAGCGGGACAGAGAGGCGGGCGGCGGCAAGGAGGAGGGGGCGCAGCACACCAAGCCGCGCGGCGGCCUCAAAAAGACAUACUCCAUCAAGGAGCGGCGCAGCGAGGCGCCACGCCUCUCCAAGAUCCGGCUCGCCCGGGAUCCGCCCAUCAUCACGACAACGGCGGCCACGCCGCAGGACUCGCCCAGCACCACCUUGGAGCCGGGCAUGAGCUUCCGCCAGUGGGGCGACAUGGAGCCACCCAGUCCGCCCUCCCCAUCGCUUUUGCGACCGCCGAACAUCUUUACCGGCGGACAGCGGAGUCUGGACGAGGGCAUACCCUCCAUCGAUCUCAUCCCGCCCUCGCCGGUGCUCUCCCACAAGCCCCUGAACAUCCUCAAUGCCAGCCAGCUGGGCGUGGGCGUCGGCGUCGGCGUGGGCGUGGGCGUGGGCGUGGGCGUGGCCGUGGGCAUGGGGAUGGGCAUGGGAGGAGGUGUCCCCAGCACCGCCGGCAGUUCGGGCAGCAUGCACAGCGUGAUCAUCGACGACAUUUCGAAGAGCUCCAGCUCGACAGCGGCGGCUACGCCCAUUUACGUGCCCACCAUCUCGUCCACAGCGGACGCGCAGAGCCAGAGUCACAGUCUGAACGAUGUGAGCGUGGGCUCCAGUCCAGGAGUGGAGAUUCCCGCCACGGGAGUGGGCAGGAGUGCCAACACGGGAGCCUCGACAAGUGGCAGCUCCUCCAGCGAGCGCCUGCCCUUGGCUCCACCUCCUCAGCAGGGGAGUUUCAAGCAGCGCUUAAGGCGCGGCAGCUCCAAAAAGCGACGUGCCUCUGCUUUGGCCCUGGCCACAGACGAUCCGGCGCGGAGGACCCUGGAUAACCAGGCUCGACGGACCCAGGACGAGGAGGAGGAGCAGCAGCAGCAGCAGUUGAAUAAUGGCGGCGACAACAGCUUACUGAGAAGCAGCAGUGCUGUGGUCAGUGGCUCCUCCUCGGGCACCAAGGAGACCAAUCGCCUGAGUCCACAAAACUCCAUACGAAGGCUAUCCAAUACACUGAGCAUAGGCAGCGGACCGGUGGGCAGUCGUCGGGCAUCGGCAUGCAUUUUCAACUCGCAGGUGUACCAGAAUCUAAAUCAGCCGCCCAAACUGCGCCCGGGAUCGGGACAACGAAGGAUGAGCUCCAUCGAACUGGCAUUCAGCAAGACUUCGCACCUGAAUCUGCACAACCUGGAGGCCAACCGCAAGUCGCUCUCAUACACGAACUCGAAGAUGGACCUGGACAAGUGGAACAAGUCGUACGGCAAUCUCAACGAGCCGGACAACAUGCUGCAACAGUACAUGGAGGCGCGGGACAAGCGCAAGAACUCCAUCAGCCACUACAACCUGAAGAAGCGGCUCGAGGAGAAGGAGCUGCAGCAGCUGCAGCAGCUCCACCAGCAGCAGCUGCUCCAGCAACGGCAGGACUCCUUCUCCUCGACCACCCAGCAGCAGCAGUUGCAGCAGCUGCAGCAGCACCGCCUGUCCAAGGAUCAGCAGCAGCUGGCGAUGCAGCCACAUUCCAUGGUGCCAGGAGGCGGCGAGCGCUACUCCAAGCUCAAGAUGCUCAUCGAGCAGCUGACGCCCAAGCACUUUACCACCGAGCGCGAGGACUACUCGCUCUACAUAUUCCCGGAGAACAACAGGUUCCGGCAAAUCUGUACGUGGUUUGUCAACCAAAAGUGGUUCGACAACGUGGUCCUGCUGUUCAUCGCGCUCAACUGCAUCACCCUGGCCAUGGAAAGACCAAACAUCCCUCCAAGCAGCACCGAAAGAUUGUUCCUGGCAACAGCCAACUACGUGUUCACCGUCGUCUUCACCGUCGAAAUGUUCAUCAAGGUGGUGGCUACGGGAAUGUUUUACGGCCACGACGCCUACUUUACGUCCGGCUGGAAUAUCAUGGACGGAUCUUUGGUUACCAUUUCCAUAAUUGAUUUGUUAAUGUCCCUGAUUAGCGAAUCGAGUCCGAGGAUAUUUGGGAUUUUAAGGGUGUUUCGACUACUCCGAUCCUUGCGGCCGCUGCGGGUGAUCAACCGAGCCCCGGGUCUGAAACUAGUCGUGCAAACGCUCUUAUCGUCCCUGCGUCCCAUCGGCAACAUCGUGCUGAUCUGCUGCACCUUCUUCAUCAUCUUCGGCAUCCUGGGCGUUCAGCUCUUCAAGGGCACCUUCUACUACUGCGAGGGAGAGAACAUCAAGGGCGUGCGGAACGCGGACGAGUGCCGCAGGAUUCCCGGCAACGUGUGGACCAACCGCAAGUACAACUUCGACGAUCUGGGCAAGGCCCUGAUGUCCCUGUUCGUUCUGAGUUCCCGCGACGGCUGGGUGAACAUCAUGUACACCGGCCUGGAUGCGGUGGGCGUCGACCAGCAGCCCAUCGUGAACUACAACGAGUGGCGUCUGCUGUACUUCAUCGCCUUCAUCCUGCUGGUGGGUUUCUUUGUGCUGAACAUGUUCGUCGGCGUGGUGGUGGAGAACUUCCAUCGGUGUCGCGAGGAGCAGGAGAAGGAGGAGAAGAUCCGGCGGGCGGCGAAGCGGGCUCUGCAGAUGGAGAAGAAGCGCCGCCGGAUGCACGAGCCACCCUACUACACCAACUACUCACCCACCCGGAUGUUCGUGCACAAUGUGGUGACCUCCAAGUACUUUGACCUGGCCAUUGCCGCCGUCAUCGGCCUAAACGUGGUCACCAUGGCCAUGGAGUACUACAAGAUGCCAUCCGGACUCAAGUACGCCCUGAAGAUCUUCAACUACUUCUUCACGGCGGUCUUCAUCCUGGAGGCCAACAUGAAGCUGGUCGCCCUGGGGUGGAAGCUCUAUCUGAAGGACCGCUGGAACCAGCUGGACGUGGGCAUUGUCAUCCUCUCGAUCGUGGGCAUUGUGCUGGAGGAGCUGGAGACGAACACGCACCAGAUCAUACCCAUCAAUCCGACAAUCAUACGGGUGAUGAGGGUACUGCGUAUUGCCAGAGUGCUGAAGCUCCUGAAGAUGGCCAAUGGGAUCAGGGCACUCCUGGACACCGUGAUGCAGGCCCUGCCCCAGGUGGGCAACCUGGGCCUACUGUUCUUCCUGCUAUUCUUCAUAUUCGCGGCAUUGGGCGUGGAGCUGUUCGGGCGACUCGAGUGCUCCGACGAGAUUCCCUGCCAGGGAUUGGGCGAGCACGCGCACUUCGCCAACUUUGGCAUGGCUUUCCUCACAUUGUUUCGCGUAGCGACUGGCGACAAUUGGAACGGCAUCAUGAAGGAUACGCUGAGGGAUAAUUGCGAUGACGCGGCCGAUUGCGUCCGCAAUUGCUGCGUCAGCUCAGUUAUUGCUCCCAUAUUCUUUGUGAUAUUCGUGCUAAUGGCGCAAUUCGUUUUGGUGAACGUCGUCGUGGCUGUACUGAUGAAACACCUCGAGGAGAGCCACAAGCAAAUGGAGGACGAGCUCGACAUGGAGGUGGAGCUCGAGCGUGAGCUGGUGCGCGAGCAGGAGUUCGCCCAAGAGCAAAAGCUGUGCCAGCAGCUGGCGGAGGCGCAAUCGAAGGCGGCCGCUCCCCCGCGCCCCCUGGCCAAGGUCAAGUCGCUCCCAAAGAACUUCAUCUACAGCACCCCAUCGCUGGACAAGAAGUUCCCAGCGGUGUCGGGCAUCAACAAUCCCAACUCCAGUCUAACCAGCUCGGCGGCCACCAAUCUCAACCAGAUGGCGUCGGCGGGAAGCGGGGGUGCGGCACCGGGAGCGGUACCGGCCGGAUCGGGAGCUGGACCACGGAGGCAGACCGUGCAGUACUUCCAGCAGCCACCACAGUCCAUGCUCGGCGGCCUGAGUCUGGCCGAGAUGGGCGGCACGCUGACGCCUCAGGCACUCGGUGCCCGAUUGGGCGAACCCUUCGGCGGCGGAGGAGGAGGCAAAUCUGGGCCACGACGCCAAUCCUACUGGCAAAUCAAUCCAAUCCGUAAGCGCGGCGUGCUGUCCAAGGAGCGCUCACUGGACGAGCAGGCCAUCCGUCGACGGAAUCUGGAGGCCAAGCGCACCAGCUGCGACUCGCUCCCAUGGGGCGGAGAUGCCCUCGACUGCCGUAGGGGCACGAUCUUCGAGAGCCUCGAGUCCGAUGGGGGAGGUGUUGGGGGUGGUGGUAGUGGUGGCGGUGGUUUAGGAGGAGAAGCAGGCGGAGGAGUUUCCUACGAUUUACGGAGCGUGCGCAGCGCGGAUGUCGGCCAUUCGGAGACCGAUGGGGACGUGUCCCUGUCGGUGGUCAGUGCGCUGGUGCCCUCCGUAACGACGCCACUGCCCCCACCCCUGUCCUUGCCCAUUGUCACGCCCACGUCAACGCCCACGCCCACGCCCUUGCAAUUGCCAAUGCAGAUGCAGAUGCCGAUGCCGAUGGCAUUGCCCAUGCCGUUGGCACACCCUCCACCACGGAGACCCUUUGGAUGGUCGCAGUCCGUGGACCAAGGAUGCUUGCGCAGCAACUUGCUCCUCUCCGUUCCCAGAUCCAUGCCGCCGCGCAGUCGCAGUGGCAGCACCAAGCAACUGUUCAAGCAGCAGGCCCUGGACGAGGAUGCCGACAUGGAUGAGAACUCGCUGCUGCUGCCAACAGCAGCUGGUGGCAGAUCAGGACCAGGAUCGGUGGCAGUCAUAGCCUCGAGCUCGCUGGAUCUGCCAGAUCAGAGCGGCAGCUCCAAGCAGAUCCUGCCGGACAUCGCACUGGGGGUCAGUAAGUCCGAUUCCUCGGACAUUCUGCGCAUCAUCAGCGAACGGAGGCGCAUGGAUCAGCGGGAGCAGAGGGAGCCCGAGCAGGAUCAGGACAACGAGGCGGAGGACAGGGACAGCGACUACAAGGAGCUGCUCCUGGUCAAGUCCCCCCAGUCCUCCAUGGACUAAAUGCAAAAACACACAAACACUCUGUAGAUCGUUACAUGUAGUUAUCUCUAAAUAGGGCCAGGCUUACAACAAUAAUGAUUACUGUAGAGCUGACUAACAAGGAUAAUAGCUAGGAUAACAGUUCGGAAAUCCCCCGAUUUCCAAACCUCUAAUUUGGUCCACCUACAAGCGAAGGAGCUUACUGUUAACCUCUAGAACUCUAUUUUCCAUAAUUCAAAAACCUGGCCGCCAUUAAUGAAUACAUUAGGGAAUUUUCUAAAAACUAUAACUAUAGCAUUAGGCUUUAGGCAUAAAGAUCGACGAGUGUGGCGAGGAAACAGAAAUAACGAUUAUUCGAUAGCUAAUAUACUAUAGAGAAUGCCGGAUAAAGGAUAAAUGGUAAAUGGCACACUCUUAGCCAAGAAUAUGGAGGAAAUCCAGUAAAAUAGAAUUGAAAGCAACGUUAAGUAAACCAAUGAAAUGAAACGUAAAAUUACAGCUAGUAAGCAAAAUUGUCAACUGUUUUUAGUGCAAUCCUACGGUUUUCAUAACUUUAACAAGCAAAACUUAUAAGAAGAACUCAGAACUAAUAGAUCGCCAGAGAUCGGUGAAGAUGAAUAGCUAAGUUUCAAGUUGAUUAGAGUGUUUUCCGUUUAAAUGUAGCUGUCGAAUACGAAGAUUAUCCAGGCGGGGAUGGUGGAUUAUAUACAAGUGUUAUAUGCGAUUUACAUAUAUACAGUUAUAUUACAUUUACAGUUACUUAUAGGGGAUACUGCAUUCGAAACAAAAAUGAUGGAAAUUUGUGAACAAAGAAUCAUCAACUCUGUGAUUAGCUCUUAAAGUUUAAACGUUUAUAUGAGAAGCCGUGCAGACACCAAAAACCAAAAACAAAACCAAAACCAUAACCAUAAUCAAAACCAAAAACACAAACACACGCGAUCUGUAUAUAGAAGGCCUGUAUGUAAACAUAUGUAUUUGAGUGUAUUUUACGUAGCUAAGCCAAGGAACAAGAAACUAACGGAAUGAUACCGAAGCGAGCCAUCUGAGCGAACCCAUUGAUAAGCAAUAGAGAACUGUAGCUCUUAAGAUCGUACCUAACCUACAAACCUACAAACUAAUAAAGCUGCGUUGUUCCAGGGUGAAAAACGGAUACGGAAAAGGGGAAAAACCAUUUAAAGGAACCCACAUAAGAACCUUGUGCAAACGAAUUUACUUAGGUACUUAAACACACACACUCACACACCCACACACACCAAGACACGCCCCAAACAAAUAGCUCGUACGAUCCGGUCGACAAUCUUCGCUAAAUUUAAAUACCCUACCCAUGUCUGACGCUCUAUCCCCCAGAGGCUUCCAAAACUUCUAGAUCCCGCCCCCGGAAAAACAAGCAGACAUCCGAAAUACAGUGCCAACGCAGUAAGGGUACUCAAGAUGUGUUUUUUUUUUUAUAUAAAGAAUAAUAUAACUCUCAAGGUAUCCAGUAAUGAAGGCAACAGACGGCAGCGGGAACUAUAAGAGGAACUUUAAAAAGUAGCAUUUAUAAAGAAAAAGAAAGAAAAACCAAGAGAAACGUAGUAGAAAUUUAAUGAUUAAUGUUUAAUGACUAUAUAUAGUGUAUAUAUGGAACUAUCAACGAAUUACAAUAGAGUAUCAAGAUAUUUCUUCAGAAGGCAUAACUAGAACAAGACAAUGGAGCGAGGAACCGAGAAGAACACUAACUUAACACUGUCAAUUUUUCAACAUGGUCUAAGCUAAUUUUUCAAGGAAAACCAAUGAUCUAAGAAUGAAAACAAUUUUACACUCUUUGUACACACUGUAAAAAACGAAGUGAAGGAGCUCUCCAGUUUAGAUAAACUUUAAAAUCAAACUUAGCAAACGAUUCGGGUGCAAGCGAG